UGUUGUACAGCGGCCUUCUACGCCCAAAUCGUAGUAUCAUUCGAGCAUGGAGCAUGAACAUGCGGAGAAAUGCUCGCUCAUUCUCCAAGAAGGAAAGUGCAAUUGUUAUAGGUCAGAAGAAGAAGAGCUCUUUGAAUCUAAGCAAGCACCUUUUCAGCCUGCAACCAAAGACGGGCCAGCUGAUGUAAAGGCACACCCUGACGAGGCAGGGUGGGCUGCGAUCCGCGAACACGUCGCCCGGAAACUGCGCGGAACACGAAUGAACGACCAGAACCUCUCUGCUGACCUCAACUACUCUCCAAUAGAUCUCGAUGAGAUUCGUGUCUUGGAACUACAACGUGGAGAUCAUGGAGACCCUCUCAAUGGCUCUCUCCACGUCGCCAACAUCGACUUUGCAUACCCUGAAGUCAAAGAUUACAAACGGAAAACGAACCACGCCAUAUCUCUCGCUGAAGGUGGGCCCGUCUGGUAUACAGCGUUAAGUUACACGUGGGGUGAUCCGAUUUUUGACGCCCAAUUUCACUUCGCAAACGGCACGUCAAUCCAAAUUACUAGUAGCCUGGCCUCGGCUCUAACGCACCUACGAAGCCAGACGGAUAGCAUAUUUUUGUGGAUCGAUCAAAUAUGUAUCAACCAAGAGGAUGUACAAGAAAAGCAGAAGCAGAUACCGUUGAUGGGCCUGAUCUACAGCCAUGCAACCAGUACAGUGAUCUGGCUGGGUGAUGAGAGAGGCGACGAUCCUCAGCUAGCAUUUGACACUCUUCAAACGGUACACGAAAGGCUGAUAUGGUUUGACGGUGAGAUCAGGUCCGAAGACUUCGAACGACUGAGAUUCCCAGCCCCGGCAGCUUCCGAAUGGGUCGAAGUGAGCAGGAUGUUUUCCCGUCCAUGGUUUGAACGGCUAUGGGUCGUACAAGAAGCGGUCCUAUCCAAAAACUUGUAUGUCAAAUGUGGCAAGGCCGUCGUGGCUUGGGAAGACUUUGCGUUGUGGUCUUCAACAGCGGAGUCUUGUGGUAUUGGCGCUUUCUUAGCGGACGGCGCUCCGGCAACGAAAAAUCAAUCUGGCCUCAGCACCAUGAACGAAUUAUCUACGCUCCGUAUGUACCUUCAGACCCAGGAAACACCGUCAUCACUACUUGAAGCACUUGUCACGACUCGGUACGCAAAUGCAUCAGAUGUGUCUGUCCGGGAUGUUUUCCUUGAGGCAAGCAUCGCAGAAUUUCCCAUGGAGAUUUUUCGGCUUCUUUCAUGUGUAGAUCAUGAUAGGCCGGUCAGUCCGUCUUGGGUACCUGAUUGGACUUUGCCGAGAGCGACAGAGUCUCUUGGUUAUUUGACCAGAUCUUGGUCACUCUACUCUGCUUGUGGGCCGAUGUUCGAUUCAGCCACUGGGAAGGCAUAUGAUACCGAAUACGCACUCGAAGACAGUAACACGGUUCUCGUCAUCCCAGGUAUCGUUGUUGAUACUAUCGCAGCGGUAGGUGAGCCUCUGGACGAGGAACCUUUCAUGUUUAUCAGCGACGAUAACAUACGCGCAAAUCCUACUUGGUUGAGCUACCUCAUGAUGGCGAAGGCGGUCACCUCGUACUCAACGGGUGAAACUGUGUGGGACGCAUUCUGGAAAACGCUCGCCGCUGGCAAGGACGGCUCGUCCCACGGCACUACGCCACAAGAGUACAGUGAAGUACUCAGUCUCAUUGUAGAUAAGUGCAUGGAUGAAGAACAACACAUACCUGGUCAACCGUACACUGCUCGCCGACAGAAAGGCUUCUUCACACUCAAGAGUCUUACUUCACGCAAACCUAAACAAACAUUGGAUGAUAUGCGGAAAGCAUUUCGCUCUGCGAUGCAUUGUCGCGCAUUUGCAAUCACCAGGAAAGGGCACUUCUGCCUGGUUCCGAGAAGGACGAAGGUAAAUGAUGCUAUUGUUGUUUUACAGGGAGGGCAUGUACCGUUUGUCGUAAGAGGCCAAAAAAUGGUUGUCACAAAAGGGUUUGAACUGAUUGGCGAGACAUAUGUACAUGGAAUCAUGAAGGGUGAGGCUUUCGAUAGGAACAGUCCGCGACUUGAGAAAAUACGGUUGAUAUAG
Messenger RNA from Paraphaeosphaeria sporulosa, 2086 nucleotides. RefSeq names its product HET-domain-containing protein. NCBI's taxonomy places the organism in Eukaryota, Fungi, Ascomycota, Dothideomycetes, Pleosporales, Didymosphaeriaceae. The transcript has 3 exons. The coding region runs from base 47 to 2086 and encodes 679 amino acids. The record is from RefSeq and is a predicted model, not a curated record.